CUCAGACAGAUCUAAUACUCCUCUCACUCUCAAGCAAUUUUAUUGCUUCUCUCAGACAAAUUAAAUCAUCAACAUGGGAAAAAUCUGGGAGAAUAGAUGGUUGUGUUACUAGUUAGGGUUCAACAACUUUCAGAAGAUUUGGAAACUGCUAGCUCACCUCUGCUUUCAGGUUUCAUCAGAGCUGCAACUCACCAACUUAUUAGGAUGUCUCGACGUCGUGUUGUUCCUCCAAACAAAGAAUGGAUUUAUGCACCUAAGUAUUCACCUCGAUGGGUUGCCGGUGUUCAAUCUUUCAACCAAUUUACAAGAGACAGUCUUGGUGAAGCUAGCAAUGAAGUUCGAUGUCCUUGCAUGAGAUGCAAGAUUUACAAUAAUUUAUUCUGGAGAAUGGAUUCGAUAUGACAUACCAAACAUGGAUCCAUCAUGGAGAACAACCUAGUGAUCAUGUUUUCAAUGUUGAAGCUCCUCCUCCUCUACCCGCUAAUCAUGUUCUGAAUGAAGAUGCUCCUGUUUCGAGAUUGCACGACUUGUUUACUGAGACAUUAGGACGUGCAGUUGGUGUCAAUAACUUUGAAAACUUCCAUAACAAUUCUGACUGUCCCUCGGGUGAUGAUAUUGAAGAUGGUUCUGGUGGUAAUAAUCAAGAUAGAGCUGAUGUCAAUGAUGUCAAUUACAAUAAGCAAUUGCAAGAUGCGGCGCAACCCUUAUAUCUAGGUUGUAGUGCUGAACAUACAAAACUAUCGACAACAGUUUGUUUACUUAGUAUGAAAGCAAGAUAUCAAUGUUCUGAUGUUUUCAUGACCAUGUUAUUGGGAUAUUUGAAAACUAUUUUACCGGCUGAGAACACGUUACCUGAUAAUUGUAGGAAAGCUAAGGAUAUGAUUAAACCGUUUCAGUUUCCGGUACAAAUUAUCCAUGCUUGCAUUAAUGAUUGCAUUCUCUAUCGGAAGGAUUAUGCUGAUUUAGAGGAGUGUCCUAAAUGUAAGGAAAGUAGAUGGAAACAGCCGCCAGAAGGGAGUAUUCCAACUACUAGAAAGUUGUCGGUAAAGAUACUUAGAUAUUUUCCAGUUACGGAAAGGUUACAACGAAUGUAUAGUGUCCCUUGGAUAGCUGAGCUGAUGAUUUGGUAUUCUAAGGUUGUGGAAAGUGCUACACACAUGCGGCAUCCUGUGGAUUCUUCUCAGUGGAAGUCUAUAGAUCGAAAGUGGCCUGAGUUUUGUGAAGAGAAGCGACACGUGCGUCUGGGACUAGAAACUGAUGGUUUUAACCCUCCCAUGACAGAUUUUCAUGGUUAAGAGGACAACUUGAAGGCACUCCCAUGACAGAUUUUCGUAGGCUCACAAUUGGGCCGACGAUCCGCACAAUUUCGUAUAAUUCUUAUUGUAUUAAUGGAUAUCUAUUCUAUACAGCAGAUGCAGAAAAACAUUUGACUACACAAAAUAGUAGAGUCACAAUGAAUGCUUGCACCAUCUUUAGAGAAAGUUCCGGGGAUACUAACCUUGUCGAUGAUGAUACUACAUACUACGACGUUCUGAAAAAGAUACUUGAACUAGACUAUGGAGUUUUCACAGAAGUUGUUUUUUAUUGUGAUUGGGCACGAUUCGAAGACAAAGUACAUGGAUCAUAUGUAGAUCGAGAGACAAAGUUGAGGUUUGUCAAUUUUGAAAAGUUUGCGAGAAGCUCAAAGGAAGAAGACGAGCCGUUCAUCCAUGCUUCUCAAGCUAGCCAAGUUUUUUACCGUAGCGAUUUGACUAGAAAGCAUUGGAAUCUGGUUUUUGAAUCUCCUAUAAGAUCACACCCCCAUAUGAAUGCUUUUGAAGAUCCAUAUGUCUUUACUGCAACCUCUAGUGAUGUUCCAUUGAUUUCAGAAACGAUUGAAGAUGAUGAUUAUUGGAGUGGAAUUGCUCAGGGAGAUGAUGAGUAUUCGGAUGUAGAUGAUCAGGAACUAGCACUAGCUGAAUGUGCAGAUGAUGAAUAUUCCGAUGGGGAUGCUUAGGAACUAGCUGAAUAUGGGUUGUAGAUAUUCAAUCACAAUGUUUUUUCGAGUUCGAUACCUUCAUGGAUGUCGGCACUCUGUUCCCGAUGGUCUCAUCAGGCUAACUGAUGUCAUGAUUUAUGGUAAGAUUGUUGUUCCUGCUGGAUAUGGAAAUGUUGGAAAGGGUAGUUCGUCUACAGUUCUGCUCUCACACAAGCUAGUGCCAAGAUCCUAAUGAAUGAAAUUGUUUUUGAAAUUCUCAGGACUUGUAUCACUUAAGAAACCUUAAUAAUUAGAAGUUUUUUUUAAUGAUUUUGGACUAAAUUUAUGAGUACAGUUCAAUGUAAUGGAGCUAUCAUUUGGUUUUAGACGAA
Papaver somniferum (opium poppy) is the source of this 2349-nucleotide messenger RNA. RefSeq lists its product as uncharacterized. NCBI's taxonomy places the organism in Eukaryota, Viridiplantae, Streptophyta, Magnoliopsida, Ranunculales, Papaveraceae. The transcript is spliced from 6 exons. The record is from RefSeq and is a predicted model, not a curated record. Bases 1319 to 1996 code for a protein of 225 amino acids.